GUCUAAUCAGCAUGCCUAUUGCACAACAACAGCAAACAGAACCGCAAGAGGAGACCAAACCUCCUCCUGUCGACAAUAAGAAGUAUGAACCACCGUUCGGCACCGUUGACUGGCUCUACUAUUGGGCCAAGUUUGAAGGCCAGAUGCCGACUCCUAUAGAUGUGUCUUUAACGGGCUCUAUGACCUAUUUAUGUCCGGAGCUAAAAUGGUACAACUUUAACGUAUAUGCUCACAAGAUAAAGUUGACCAACACCGGUUAUACGAUAUUGCUAGGAGCAAAAUGGAUGACAGAACGUCCAUACCUUGAAGGCGGAUGCUUCAGGGACAAGCACGUGAUAUCGCAAGUCCACUUCCACUGGGGAGCCGACAUGAUGGAGGGCAGUGAGCACACGGUCGACAAGAAGCGGUAUCCGGGGGAAAUGCAAGUAACAUACUUCAGAGCCGAAUAUAUCACACAACAAGAGGCAUUGCAGCACGAAGAUGGUGUCGUGGUUGUUUGCUAUAUGAUAAAGUAUGGCGUAAAUCCAGACGUCCGCUUGGAGCGCAUAAUUGAAGGGUUUCCUCGGUGUCGACCGCCCAAAACCACGACUCGCAUAGGGCCCUACCCUAUGUCGCUCCUAAUGCCAAUGUUUUACGAAGACUACUUCCUUUACUGGGGUCGGUUAGCUACAGUAAAAGGAGACAGCUAUACUGUCAGGUGGCUGGUGCCGAGGGUGACGAUGUUUGCUUCUUUUGAACAGAUGAAUAAGUUCCGCAAACUUUGGGACCCGUGGGACGAGCCCAACCUCGGCAACUUCAAGCCGCUGCAAGAACGAGGCCAGUUCGUCAUAGCAGAUGAUGAUAACCCGCCCGUAGCUUUUGACAGACACAUAUGGUGCAUAAAUCCCCAUUGGAAUCUUUACAAUUCCACGCUGCCCAUCCCAAGAGUCCCCGAGAGAUCAAUUUCGAUACUUUCACCGGAAUACAGAACCAAGUGGUGGAUGCUUCCGCCCCAAAAUGAGUAUAUGAUUACAGAAAUGAUAAGUGAACAGGAGAAUGCAGAAAAUAAAGAAACUGCUGCUUGACAUCCGUAGAACUUAUAGUACCUAAGUACAGUA
Molecule: messenger RNA, 1097 nt
Organism: Cydia strobilella
Lineage: Eukaryota; Metazoa; Arthropoda; Insecta; Lepidoptera; Tortricidae
Product: carbonic anhydrase 1-like
Exons: 7
Coding region: 12-1064 (350 amino acids)
Molecular function (GO): carbonate dehydratase activity; zinc ion binding
Source: RefSeq, a predicted model, not a curated record